This is a messenger RNA of Penicillium verrucosum, 3822 nucleotides long. Its product is annotated as CHAT domain-containing tetratricopeptide repeat protein. The record is from RefSeq and is a predicted model, not a curated record. The transcript has a single exon. Bases 1 to 3822 code for a protein of 1273 amino acids. Gene Ontology annotation, molecular function: protein binding. NCBI's taxonomy places the organism in Eukaryota, Fungi, Ascomycota, Eurotiomycetes, Eurotiales, Aspergillaceae.
AUGGAUCAUCAUGAUCUUCAGCUGGUGAUUCAACAACACCAAGAGGCCCUCGAGGCUACGCCGAAGGACCACCCCGAGUGGGCAGAUCGGCUCCAUGAUCUCGCAAAUUCAAUUCAUGAGAAAUACCUAAUAACUGGAGCCGAACUGGACCUAGAUUUGGCCAUUCAAAAAUUUCAGGAGACCCUCGAAGCUACUCCAAAGGACCACCGAAAGCGGGCAAGUCGGCUUCAAAAUCUUGGGAUUGGCUAUUGCGAUCGAUACGAAAGAUCAGGAGCCGAGAAACUGGCAGAUCUGGAGUUAGCUAUUCAACACCUCCAAGAGGGAGUAGAGGCUACACCACAUAACGACCCACAGCGGGCAGAUCGGCUUCAGAACCUUGGGGUUGCAUACUUCAAGAAAUCCGAGAGAACAGGAACUGAGACAGACCUAGAUCUUGCCAUGGAACAAUUCCUGAGGGCGCUUGAAGCUACGCCAGAGGAUGACCCAAAAUGGGCAUCUCGGCUUGAAUGUCUUGGAGGUGGAUACCAUGAAAGACACCAACAAGCCGAAGAUGAUGAUGACCUAGAGCUGACCAUUCUAAUUCAAAAAGAGCAAGAUAAACUUGAUGCUAUGUCAGAUAGCCACCCAAACUGGUCAGAUCAGCUCCAAACUCUUGGUAAUCGAUAUCAUGGUCGAUAUCUAAGAAGUGGAGUCUAUACAGAUAUAGAGGUGGCUAUUCAAAAAUACGAAGAGGCCCUUGAGGCUACACCAAGAAACCACCCAGACCAUGGCUGGGCAAAUCGGCUUCAUACUCUUGGAGGUGGAUAUCAUAAUAGAUACCUCCAAACAGGAGCCAAGACAGACCUAGAGCUGGCUAUUCAACGAUAUCAAGGCGCCCUCGAGGUUACACCAAAAAACCACCCAGAGCAGGCAAGUCGGCACCAUGGUCUCGGCAAAGGUUAUUUGGAGAAAUACCUUAGCACAGGGGCUGAGAGUGAUAUAGUGUCAGCUAUUGAUCAACUUCAAAAAUCCCUUGAAGCUACACCAAAGAAACACCCAGAGCGGGGAAGUCGCCUUGGGGAUCUUGGGACUGCAUACCGUGAGAGAUACCAGAAAACAGGAGCUGAGACCGAUCUAGAGCUGGCUAUCCAGAAUUAUCAAGACGCCCUUCAAGCUACACCAAAGGACCACCCAGAUUGGCAUCGUCGGCUCCAUAAUCUUGGUAACAAUUACCUUGAUAGUUAUAUAAGAAGAGGAGCUGAGAUAGAUCUGGAGCUGGCGAUUCAGAAUUAUCAAGAUGCUCUUGAUGCUACACCAAAGGGUCACCCAGAGAAGCGACAUGAACUACAGAGUCUUGGGAGCGGAUAUCUUGAAAGAUACCAGAGAACAGGACAUGGGAAAGAUCUAGAGCUAGCCAUCAAAAACUGGCUAGAGGUCCUCGAGGUUACACCAAGCAACCACUCAGAGCGGGCAGGUCAGCUCCAGAAUCUUGGAAGUGCAUACCGUGAGAGAUACCGGAGAACAGGGUCUAAGAUGGAUCUAGAACUGGCCAUUCAACAAAAUCAGGCUGCCGUUAAUGCCACACCAAAGGAUCACCCAGAUCGGGCAGGUCGUUUACAGAAUCAUGGUAAUGGAUACCAUGAUAGAUAUCUAAGAAACGGAGCUGAGAUCGACCUAGAUCUGGCUAUUCAACAAUAUCAAGAUGCCCUUGAGGCUACGCCAAAAGACCACCCAGGGCGGGCAGUUUGCCUCCAGAACCUUGGAACUGUAUACCGUGAAAGAUACUUGAGAACAAAGGCUAAAGCAGAUCUGGAGCUAGCUAUUCAACAAUAUCAGGAGGCCCUUAAAUCCACACCAAAGGACCACCCAGAGCGGGCGAGUCAGCUCCAAUAUCUUGGCCGCGGAUACCAUGACAGAUACCUAGCAAUGGAAAUCGAAAAAGAUCUAGUGGGCAUCGAAACAGAUCUAGAGCUAGCAAUUCAACAAUAUCAGGAGGCCCUUGAGGCGACACCAAAAAACCACCCAGAGCGGGCAGGUCUGCUCCAGGAUCUUGGCCGCGGAUAUGGUGAUAGAUACCGAAGAACAGAAUCCAAGACAGAUCUGGAGCUAUCUAUUCAACACUUUACAACAGCACUUCAUCAUCCUUCAUCUAUCGCCUCUGUUCGCAUAGAUUAUAUCACCAAUCUAAUUGAACUACAACUUGAAGCCGAAGACUGGCCAUCGGCAUAUGAAACCGCAUUUACUGCAAUGUCUCUCAUUUCUCAGCUCACCCCUCGCUUUCUCGAUAUUUCAGAUAAGCAACACUUGCUCAUUCAAGUUAGUGGUUUGGCUUCAGAUGCAGCCGCAAUAGCCUUAAUGGUAGGGAAAACUCCAUAUGAGGCCUUGCGAUUGCUUGAGCUUGGCCGUGGGGUCAUCAUUGGUUCCAUAAAUGAAAUGCGGCUCGACAUUUCCGACCUUCUACAGCAACAUUCUCAGCUAGCGGAAGAAUUCAUCCAGCUUCGGAAUCAACUCAAUGCGCCAACUCGCCUAGUUGAUCAGACUGAUAUGUCGAUAGCGAUAGGCCAUCAUGUUAAUCAACGUCAUGAUGCUAACGAAAAACUGGAGAACACAAUUCAGGCCAUACGGCGCUUACCUGGCUUUCAGAGAUUUCUUAUGGCCCCUUCUGAGGAAGAAAUCAAGGCAGCCGCCAGUUCAGGACCAAUUGUUAUCAUAAACAUCAGCAUUCAUCGGUGUGAUGCACUAAUAGUUGACAAGAACGAGCUCAAGGCUUUACUACUGCCCGGUCUUGAGCACAGUGAUGUUCAAGCUCGAGCAGCGGAUCUAAGGAAUCUGGGUGCGCCGGAUGUACGUUUACUGGAGUGGCUCUGGGACAUGAUUGCAAAGCCUAUUCUUGACGCGCUGGGACUUACCCAGGCGCCUGGCAAGCACCUGCCUCGGAUAUGGUGGAUUCCAACUGGGCCUCUGGCCCAAUUUCCUAUCCACGCAGCAGGGUAUCAUUUUCACGGCCUCAACACUGUCAUAGAUCGGGUCAUUUCGUCCUAUAGCUCUUCUAUCAGUGCACUCUUUCGAAUUCGCCAUCGACAUGCGACUCCUGUUAUGGAAAAAGCUUUAGGAAAAGCCGUUCUGGUUGGUAUGGGGAAAACACCUGGUCUCAAAGACCUUUCCUUUGUGCCACUGGAGAUGGAAAGGGUGGAACACCUGUGUGGCUCCUUGAAGCUAAAGGUAUCCAAGCCUCAACCUUAUCGAGAAGAUAUUCUUUCUGCUUUGAAUGACUGCGAUUUAUUCCAUUUUGCCGGUCACGGUGAGAGUGACCCCACAGAUCCGUCACAAAGCUCUUUGGUUCUGCACAGGGAGCCAUUAGUAGUAGCAGAUCUCUUCGAGACCAACCUCCUUGAUCGCAGGCCAUUCCUCGCCUACUUAUCAGCAUGCGGAACCGGACAAGUCAAGAAUGAUGUGCUCAUUGACGAGGCACUUCAUCUCAUCGCCGCAUACCAGAUUGCUGGCUUCCGACAUGUCGUUGGAACUUUAUGGGAGGUGAACGAUAGAUCAUGUGUGGAAGCUGCAACGACAUUAUAUAAGUGCUUGCAUGAAAAAAGCAUGAGUGACGAAUCCGUCAGUGAAGGUCUUCAUCGCGCAAGCAUGAAACUUCGUGAGCUAUGGAUUUCGGGUAGCAUAACCAGAGCGGCUAAUCGGAAGGCACUUUUACAAGAUACUAGUAGAAAUGCUUCAACGAUGACGGAGCAAGGAAUUUCAUGCGAAAAUGGGACGGGAGAUUUGAGAACCGCUGAAUUAUAUGAGGAUAUGCCACUAAAUUGGGUCCCUUACGUUCAUUUUGGCAUUUAG